AUGUCGCUGUACCUCUCGCCGGUCCUCCCGCGCCGUCCUCGCUCAAGCUCCGGCAGCUCCACGGCCGCGACCGCGCAACGAUUCAUCGCGGCCACGUUUGGGAGCCGCAACCGUCCCGGCACGAGCGACGGACACUCUUCCAUGAGCCACCAUGUCAACCCAAUACACAAAUAUGUCAACGGCUCUUCUGCGCAUCCUUCUAGUCAAGUUCAUCCCUUUCAGGACCUCAACUCUGGCGCCGCGGUGCCUUCGUCGUCACUGCUGAUCACGGACGACGGCGACGAGGGACCGGAGUGCCCCAUCUGUGUGGAGCCCCUCAGCCAUCGCUUGCAGGGUGAAAAGGCGCAUGUGACCCCAGUCUGCGGCCAUCAGCUACGUGAGUGCUCCACUUCGGUUGUUCGGUGGCUCGGUGUUGGGGGACCGCCGAUCAGCGAGGGCUGA
Molecule: messenger RNA, 441 nt
Organism: Microbotryum saponariae
Lineage: Eukaryota; Fungi; Basidiomycota; Microbotryomycetes; Microbotryales; Microbotryaceae
Source: the annotation of a GenBank genome assembly